AUUUAUAAUUUCAUUGAGGCAGUAUAUUCUUUUUAUAAGAUUGGCGUAGUUUUAAAAGUGCAGUUUUUAAUAUAUUUAAAAAAAGGGCAUUUCUACAUGACACGACACACACCUUAUACACAGCAUCGAGCGCCACCUGCCGACACUCAAAGCUUUUCAAAAGCUGUUCCUUGAUUGUUAUUUGGUAUUGAUUGUUGACCCAUCAAAGGCGCCAGUUUCCGUUUCCCUGGCAACAGUUCAACGGGCGAAUCAAUUACCGUUUGUUUGGCGCUGUCAUAGGAAGGUGUCAGAUUUUCACACCAACUUUUGGCCCUGAUUGUAACUACUGGGAGAAGCUCUAUGGAAACGUCGAGCGUGCUGAACAACAUCCUCGCCGUGGACAAGGAGCAGGAGCUUCUGCAGAGCUUCAUCCGGACGGGCGCCAAUGCAGACGAGGAGUCCUUGGACGAGUCGCACAAAAGGUCAAAGGGUCGCGGAAGUCGCAGCUCCCACAAGCCGCCCAUAUGGGAUCGCCGCGAGUCGCGCGGCGGACGCAGGUCGUCGGGCGAUCGUGCGGGGCGUGGCAAGCAGGCUGAAGACGGUGGCGACGGUGCCGGAGGCAAGCGCGGCAACCGCAUCGAGGCAGAGCUACGGGCGGCCCGAAAACGCAUCGAGGAGCAGAUCGCCAAGAAGAAGAAGCCCAAGGAGAACUUCGUGGACUUCUACACGGACAAGGAUCGAGCGGCUGCCGUUAGCGCCGGGGCUUUCGACAUCAAACAGAGUCUGCAGAUCAAACAGAAGCAGGACCGCAACGAGGCGCUACUCAUACCCGACGAGGCAGACAUAAGUUCGGUCAUAGCUCUGGGGCUCAAGGAGAUCAAGAAUGCCAAUCCCGAGAAUGCCAUCCACUUCUUCUGCAAGGCUCUGGAGCUGAACAGCACGGACAUCAAUUCCUUGAUAUCGCAGAAUCAUAGAUAAUGACCAUAUCUAUCAGAUGGCUGAAUCUGGAUCA
Messenger RNA from Drosophila miranda, 991 nucleotides. RefSeq lists its product as uncharacterized. Lineage: Eukaryota; Metazoa; Arthropoda; Insecta; Diptera; Drosophilidae. The record is from RefSeq and is a predicted model, not a curated record. Bases 340 to 957 code for a protein of 205 amino acids. The transcript has 2 exons.